AUGGGGUUAAACAGUGAUGCAAAGCCACAUGUUCUUGCUGUUGAUGAUAGUAUUUUGGACCGUAAAAUCAUCGAGAGGUUACUCACCAAUUCUUCAUGCAAAGUGACUACAGCAGAGAAUGCACAUGGUGCAUUGGAGCUGUUGGGUUUGGCAGAUGGACAACAGAACUUUUCCAACACCGUUUCCGACGUUAACAUGAUAAUCACUGAUUACUGCAUGCCAGGAAUGACGGGGUACGAACUACUAAAAAAAUUAAAGGAAUCACCAACAGCGAAGGAGAUACCUGUGAUUGUUGUAUCAUCCGAGAACAUACAGACUCGAAUUGAAAAGUGCCUUGAGGAAGGAGCUGAAGAGUUCUUGCUGAAGCCUCUCCGACAAUCGGAUGUUAAAAGAUUGAGAUGCAAUCUGACGAAGGACGAGUGA
Messenger RNA from Fragaria vesca subsp. vesca, 423 nucleotides. Its product is annotated as two-component response regulator ARR3-like. The transcript has 5 exons. Gene Ontology annotation, biological process: phosphorelay signal transduction system; cytokinin-activated signaling pathway. Bases 1 to 423 code for a protein of 140 amino acids. Lineage: Eukaryota; Viridiplantae; Streptophyta; Magnoliopsida; Rosales; Rosaceae. The record is from RefSeq and is a predicted model, not a curated record.